Molecule: messenger RNA, 3385 nt
Organism: Dermatophagoides pteronyssinus (European house dust mite)
Lineage: Eukaryota; Metazoa; Arthropoda; Arachnida; Sarcoptiformes; Pyroglyphidae
Gene: Myo31DF
Product: Unconventional myosin ID
Biological process (GO): actin filament organization; actin filament-based movement; endocytosis
Cellular component (GO): microvillus; myosin complex; actin cytoskeleton
Molecular function (GO): microfilament motor activity; actin filament binding; ATP binding
Source: RefSeq, a predicted model, not a curated record
UCGCAUCUCUUUUCAUUCGGAAGUUUUUUAUUCCUAUUAAUUGAUUGAUUUGAUCAUCUGGACAGUAAGAAAUAUUUGUUUUUUGUAUUUGAAAAUCAAGAAAACAACCGAAAAAAUGUCGCAUUUAACCGGACAAGCUGGUGUUGGUGAUUGUGUUCUAUUGGAAAAUAUAACCAAAGAAUCAUUGAUAGAAAAUCUUAAAAAAAGAUAUCAAUCAGGAUAUUAUUAUACCUAUAUUGGUGAAGUUUGUAUAUCAUUAAAUCCAUAUAAAACAUUAUCAAUAUAUGGUGCGGAUAAUGUACGUGAAUAUCGUGGCCGUGAAAUAUUUGAACGUCAACCACAUAUAUUUGCUAUUGGUGAUGCUGCAUAUAAAACAAUGCGUCAACAGGUACAGGAUACCUGUAUAUUAAUAUCCGGUGAAUCUGGUUCCGGUAAAACAGAAGCAUCCAAAAUUAUAAUGCGUUAUUUAGCUGCAAUAACCAAUAUUAAUGGACAAGAUGAAAUUGAAAGAGUUAAAAAUAUUUUACUCAAAUCUAAUUGUAUAUUAGAAACAUUUGGUAAUGCAAAAACAAUACGUAAUGAUAAUUCAUCAAGAUUUGGAAAAUAUAUGGAUAUUAAUUUUGAUUUUAAAGGUGAUCCAUUAGGUGGCCAUAUUAAUAAUUAUCUUUUAGAAAAGUCACGUGUUGUAACACAACAACCAGGUGAACGAAAUUUUCAUUCAUUUUAUCAGCUAUUAUUUGGUUGUUCUGAACAACGUCUAAAUGAAUUAUCAUUACAACGUAAUCAACAAUUGUAUAAUUAUUUAAGACAAGGACAAGUAUCAAAAUUAACAAAUGAUAAUGCAAAUUAUAAACAAGUUGAAUCGGCAAUGAAAAUAUUACAAUUUAGUAAUGAUGAAAUUAUUGCUAUUGAUCAUAUAUUAGCUGCUAUUAUACAUUUAGGUAAUAUACAAUUUGUAUUGAAUCAAUCUGAUCAUGGUAAAUCAUCAUCAUCAUCAUCAACGGUAUUGAUUGAUCCAAAAACACGGCAAUAUGCACAAAAUGUUUCAAAAUUAUUAUCCAUAUCGAUGGAACAAUUGGAAAAAUCAUUAUGUUCAAGAACAAUAACAGCUAAUCGUGAAAUAAUGCGUAAAGAUCAUACAAUAGCACAAUCUGAAGCUGGUCGUGAUUCAUUUGCCAAAGCCAUUUAUGAACGAUUAUUUAAUCAUGUUGUUUCUGGUGUUAAUCGUGCAUUAAUGGUUGAUCAUAAUGCUAAUCAUAAACAACAUCAUACUUCAUCAUCAAUUCAAUCACAAUGUGCUGUUAUUGGUGUAUUAGAUAUAUAUGGUUUUGAAGUACUUGAACAGAAUAGUUUUGAACAAUUCUGUAUAAAUUAUUGUAAUGAACGUUUACAACAAUUAUUUAUUAGUUUAGUAUUACGACAAGAACAAGAAGAAUAUGCACGUGAAGGUAUUAAUUGGAUACAGAUUGAUUAUUUUGAUAAUGCACCAAUAUGUUCAUUAAUGGAUAAUGUUAAAACCGGUAUGUUUGCAACAAUGGAUGAUUCAUGUUUAGCUGUUGGUCGUAUAACUGAUCCAUUAUUAUUGGAAACAAUGGAUAAUAAAUAUCGUAAUGAAAAAUAUUAUGAUUCAAGACGUAAAUCACCAACAGAUAAAUCAUUAGAAUAUGAUCAUCAUUUUCGUUUAAAACAUUAUGCCGGACCAGUUGUUUAUGAUAUUCAAGGAUUUAUUGAAAAAAAUCGCGAUACAUUAUUUCAGGAUUUUAAACGUCUUUUAUAUUCAAGUAAAAAUAAAGUUAUUUCAGAAAUGUGGCCUGAAGGUGCAAAAAAUAUAACCGAAGUAAGUCGAAGACCUGUAACAGCCGGUUAUCUAUUUAAAACAUCAAUGAAUGAUUUGAUUGAAAAUCUUAAGAAAAAAGUUCCAUUCUAUAUUCGAUGUAUAAAACCGAAUUCGGAUAAAUCACCAUCAAAAUUUGAUCCAUCCAUUGUAUCACAUCAGGUUGAAUAUCUUGGUUUGGUGGAAAAUGUUCGUGUACGUCGUGCCGGUUUUGCACAUCGUUCAACAUAUGAACGUUUUUAUCAACGUUAUAAAAUGAUAUCAUCAUCAACAUGGCCAAAUUUUCGUGAUGGUGAUGCUAAACAAGCCAGUAAAGCAUUGAUCAAUGAUAAACAUUUUAAUUCGGAUGUUGAAUAUGGUAAAACAAAAAUAUUUAUACGAUCACCACAAACAGUAGUAGAAUUGGAAAGACAACGUGAACUUUAUAUUAAUAUGAUAAUCGUAUUGUUACAAAAAGUUUGGCGUGGUACAUUGGUUCGUAUGCGUAUACGAAGACUUCGUGCGGCUAUGUAUAUUCUGCAAGCAUAUCGUCGUUAUAAACUUCGUCAAUAUCUAUCUGAAUUACAUUCAAUAGCCAUACAGACACGUCAAUUAUAUCAACCGGGUCAUUCUUCAUCAUCAUCGGGUAGAAUGACAGCAACAAAACAGCGUUUAGAAUUGGAACAAAAUGGUUGGCCAAAAGCACCAAAAUCAUUAGUAUCGGUUGUCAAUGUUAUUCAACGUAUUUAUCGUCGAUGGAAAGCAUGGUUAUUAUUACGUCGUAUACCACGUGAACAAUGGAAUGAAUUUCGAUUGAAAAUAAUUGCAACAUCAGCAUUAAGUGGACGUCGUUUAAAUUAUGGUCUUUCGGAUAAAUGGAUUGGUAAUUAUCUUGGCCAACAGGAAACCAAUUUAAAAGCAAAUCAAUUUAAAGCCGAAGUUCGACAAUUUUUACCAAAUGAAAAUGUUUUAUUUUCAAGUCGUGUUAUAAAAGCAUCAUCAUCAUUUUUACGAAAAUGUGUUGAUCGUUGGAUUGUUGUUACUGAACGUAGUAUUUAUCGAAUUGAUUGGAAAACAUCUAAAUUGGUUGGCCAUUCAACACCAAUAAUGGAUGCAACUGGUAUUGCCAUAACAAAAGGUAUUGAUCAAUUAGUUGCCGUUAAUGUACGUGGUGGUAAUGAUUUUGUUGUUGCAUUUGUUGAUUCAAAUGAUCCAUUUAUUCGACCAGUAAAUCGUAUUGGUGAAUUUGUUGCAAUCAUAAUGAAACAAUAUUCAAUAUUAACUAAACGUGAUUUAAUGGUUACCAUAAGUGAUUCUAUUCAUUGUCGAUUAGGUAAUAAGGAAAAAGUUUUAAUUGUCGAACCAAUUGGUGGACAACAUCCAAUACAAGUUUUAUUUAAACGAAAUGGUAAUCAUCUUAGUUUAUUAUGGCCAUCAACAUUACAACAACAACAUUCAAAUGGUCUGUAAAGCCAUAUUAAGCCAGCCAUUUAACCCCAUUUCGACCAAGAAAAAAAUUUUUAUUGAUUUUCUAUGAAGAAAAAAAGUUUCAAAAUUUAUUUUUUGUUUUUA